This is a messenger RNA of Microdochium trichocladiopsis, 912 nucleotides long. RefSeq lists its product as uncharacterized. The record is from RefSeq and is a predicted model, not a curated record. Gene Ontology annotation, molecular function: oxidoreductase activity. The transcript is spliced from 2 exons. NCBI's taxonomy places the organism in Eukaryota, Fungi, Ascomycota, Sordariomycetes, Xylariales, Microdochiaceae. Bases 1 to 912 code for a protein of 303 amino acids.
AUGAGCACUUUCACCAACGUCGCCCUCCUCGGCAAAGGAUACCUUGGGUCCGCUAUCCUUACGGAGCUUGUGGAAGCUGGUUUCAAUGUCACUCUCCUCAGUCGCUCCGAGUCAGCAAAGGAGGGACUUCCCGGCAGCGUCAAAUUUACGAUUGUCGACUACACCUCUCUUGACGCGCUUGUGGCCGCUCUCAGGGGCCAGGACGUAGUCGUCUCGACUGUGAGCGGGGGUGGCCUGCUCGCGCAGACGACCGCCAUCGACGCGUCCAUCAAGGCCGGCGUCAAACGCUACAUUCCAUCCUACUGGGGCUCCUUCACGAUCGACCCGAAGGCGCGCAACGAUCUGGCCGAUCUCCACGGACCGAUAUUCGACGCCCAGAAAUACGUCACCGAGAAGGCUCGCGCCGGCGAGAUCGAGUACACAAUGUUCUCUGUCGGCAGCUUCACCGACUAUUUUACCGAGCGCCCCUUUGCCGCCUUUGACUUUGACGACAAGAGUGUAGAGCUCUUUGAUGGCGGCAAGCACUCCUUCAGCAGCACCAGCAUCGCGGGCAUCGGGAAGGCCGUCGUCGGCGCGCUCAGGAAUGCCGAGGCCACCAAGAAUCGACACCUCAAGGUUCAUGAAGUCGUGCUCUCUCAAGCACAGCUUCUGGCUCUUGCCAAGAAGUAUUCGCCGGCGGGAACUCAAUGGAAGGAGACCAAUCUGGACGGCAAGGCCGAGUUCGACAAGGCCUUGAAGGCUGUCCUAGAGGAUCCCUCCGACAAGUACAAGAUAAUCAAAGUCAUGUUGACUGGUCUCAUGGGGGGGCGCUACAAAACUGUGUAUGACGAGGUUGACAACGAGCUGGUGGGCCUUCCCUUUGUUACCGAGGAGGAUAUAGAGUCAAAAUUGGCAUCUGCCCUCCGUUCUUAG